GUUCUCAAAAUACCGUGAGAUGGUGCACAAUGUCCCCCCCAGAGCAGAGAAAAUGUGAAGCUUUUGCGAAGGCAGUCGAAAGGGAUGCCCUCAGAUUCGAAAAAGCCUAUUCUCAACUCGAGUGCCUUCAGCAUAGCAACCACGAUGAGUGUAUGGUUGCACUGGACAAGGGCCUGGCAGACCUUGUUGUUCUCGAUCCGAAUGAGAUUUUCAUCGCUGGAAGAUACCAUUCGUUGGUGCCUAUUAUGAAGGAGGUGUAUGAGAAUGGCCUUCAGUUAUAUUAUUCAGUGGCUUUCAUUAAGAAAGGCAACCUUACCUCAGUGAGGACCUUGGAGGAUUUAAGGGGCACGACUGCUUGUUUCCCCUCUGUUGCGUCUAUGGGGGGUUGGGUUAUGCCCAUUGCCAAGCUAAUCAGAUCUGGAGCUAUGAAGAUCGUUGAUUGUAAUAACCACAUUAAAUCAGCCUCUGCCUUCUUUGGUGGUGGUUGUGCAGUUAACAUUCUGUCAGACAAGUAUAACCCUCUAGGUGACAAUAACCAGAUCUUGUGUAGUGCCUGUGGGAGUGACCUCCCCGGCCGGCACUGCACAAGCCAGGAUCUCUAUGCCGGUCACCAGGGAGCCAUCAACUGUUUGCUGGAUAAGGGUGACAUAGCCUUUGCCAGACACACGUCCCUCAACACUACUCUGGAGGAGUAUGGAACAGAACUGAGGCUUAGUGCUGAUGAUUUUGAGCUUCUUUGUGAUGAUGGGAGUCGCGCCCCAGUAACAGACUACGAAACGUGUAAUUGGGGAACGGUUCCUUCCAAUGCUAUUGUGACGACUUCUGCAAAGUCCCCUGAGCAGCGGCGAGGUCUCCAGGACUUCUUGAAGACGGCCUUUGAACGUUAUGGGAAGAAAUCGACUAAUCCCAAGGAUUUCUACCUCUUUGAAUCAUUCCCAAAAUAUGGCAAAUCUUACGAUCUUCUUCUUUCUGACAACACACACAUGCUGGUGGACCUGUCAACCAGCCAGCAGAAUUUCCAGAAGUAUCUUGUUGGUAACAUCAUGAACCACAUCCAGACAAUCCGUUCAUGUCCUGUGAGCAAGAUGACACUCUGUGUAACCUCUCAGGCAGAAUUUUCAAAGUGUCUCAAAAUGAGGACUGCACUACAUGCUCAGUUGCUGAAACCAGAGAUGGAAUGCUUUAAAGGAGAUACAAAUUUUGACUGUAUGGGAGCCAUCAAAAGAAGGGAAGCAGAUGUUGUAGUGUUUGAAGCUGGAGACAUAUAUAGUGCAGGACUGCACUAUGAGCUUGUCCCUUUCAUGGGGGAACAGUACAAUCUUGAUACCCUAGAAUAUUAUGUUGUUGCAGUUUCAAAGGAAGAUGACCCCGAUACAGACGUUCUGUAUCUCAAAAAUAAGAGAACAUGCCAUCCUGCUGUCAUGCAUGGUGGUGGAUGGGUAGUGCCUAUGGCUUACCUCAUCAACAACAACCUCAUUCGCCAGUACAGCUGUAACUCUGUGAGAGCUGCGUCUGAAUAUUUUGAGAAGUCUUGUGCCCCGGGUUCUCUCAGCAGGUUUUACCGCCACAAUAUGAACCGCCUAAACCUUUGCCAUCUCUGCCACGGGAUUGGAAGUGGAUUCUGUGCCCGAGAUCAUAGUGAACCCUAUUAUGGAUUCACAGGUGCCUUUAGAUGCCUAGUGGAGGGGGGUGGAGACAUAGCUUUCCUAAAGCACACAACUGUUCGAGAAAAUGUGGAUGGAAAACGGAAAGAAUGGUGGGCAAGGAACCAGCUUACUGCAGACUAUCAGUUGGUUUGCAGAGAUGGUACUCGAGCCUCGGUAACAGAUUACCAGGAUUGCAAUUUGGGCACAGUCCGUUCAAAUGCAGUUAUGACCCGGGGAGGUUACCUUUAUAACGAAACAGAAGUAGCAGCUUACACCAAUCUCCUGUUAUAUGCUCAACAACAUUUUGGUCGUGACUCUGAUGACGAAUGGAACUUCAAAAUGUUCCACUCUGAUGAACCAUAUGCGGAUCUGAUCUUCCAGGAUGCAACACAACAACUUGUUCCAUUACCGGAAGAAGAGCAGCAUUAUCAUCCGUAUUUAGGUAUUGAGUUCUUAAACGCACGCUAUGAAGUAGAUUGCACUGCUUCAUCCCCGUGUUUGCAAGUGUCAUCGGCAUUGAUGGCAUUUUUAGUGAUCCUCUGUCUUGCAAACUGAAGGUCUGCUUCUCUCAACUUUAGUAUCUAGUAAAACCUUAGAAAUGAGACCAUGCUGCAUCAUCAUCAUAUCAAGAGACAGCAGUGCUUCAUGCUGUUCUAAUCAACUGUGAUCAUGAAAAUGCAUAACAAGGUUGUGCUCCAGAAUCUCCCAAACAAGGUGUGUUUGUGCCACCGCAAUUACAAGCAGGUGUUAUAUUGUAUGCAUUACUGAAAGAUUAAUAUUCAUAGGAUCGUCCCAGUGUAUUAUGUGUUACAGUGUAACAUCCUGUUGUAGUUUUUAUACAUUGAAAAUUUAAAUGCAUAUUUGAAAAAAACAAUCCUUAUAUUGCCAUGUAUGUCACAAAUAGAUGAAUUAAUAAAUAUUGAUAAUGUUCAUAGUGAUAAUAGUAUUGACAAUAAAAUAAUACCAGUAAUAAUAAUGAUGAUGUUAAUAAAAUAAUAAUGAUUAUUAUUAUUAUUACUAUUUAUUAUUUUUUUUAUUUCAAAUUGUACUUUAUCUUUACCAGCAGCAGCUAGUAUUGAAUUUAUUAAUGGCAAUUAUGGUUUUAUAUUAGUAUUGUGAUCUUUAGAUUAAAAAUAAUUCAGAUCUAUAGAUGUAUAUUUUUGGUAUGCUAAGGUAAUCCAUAAUCUUUGGAUUUAUAUUGAUCUGGCUGGCCAUCAGCUUGUCCAGAUGUUUUAACAGAUGUACAUAUGUACUUAUGCAUGUGUAGAUACAUGUACACAUAUGUAUGAGUGUGCGAGUUAGUGAGUGAAUGUACACAUACACAUACACAUAAAAAUGAGAGCACAUACAAAUACACAAAAACACAGACAAACACAUGGACAAGUUGCAUAUU
Molecule: messenger RNA, 3039 nt
Organism: Penaeus monodon (black tiger shrimp)
Lineage: Eukaryota; Metazoa; Arthropoda; Malacostraca; Decapoda; Penaeidae
Gene: Tsf2
Product: melanotransferrin-like
Biological process (GO): iron ion transport
Cellular component (GO): early endosome; plasma membrane; recycling endosome
Source: RefSeq, a predicted model, not a curated record